Molecule: messenger RNA, 2819 nt
Organism: Nicotiana attenuata
Lineage: Eukaryota; Viridiplantae; Streptophyta; Magnoliopsida; Solanales; Solanaceae
Product: G-type lectin S-receptor-like serine/threonine-protein kinase At4g27290
Exons: 7
Coding region: 103-2589 (828 amino acids)
Biological process (GO): recognition of pollen; protein phosphorylation
Molecular function (GO): protein serine/threonine kinase activity; ATP binding
Source: RefSeq, a predicted model, not a curated record
UUUCACAUAAGUCAUCUAAUAACCCAACAUUAUUCUUGAACAAGAAAUUGAAAACUCUGCAAAUUCCUUUAGUAAAAUACUAAGGUAGACGCACAGAAACCAAUGAAAGCCAUAAAUAUUCAUUUCUUCUUGUCUUCCAUAUUUUCUGUUUUGAUUCUUUCUAGUGCUGCAGAUACCAUACCUACAGACCAACCUUUAACAGAUGGAAACACCAUCAUUUCAUCAGGUGGAAAGUUUGAGUUGGGAUUUUUCUCCCUUGGUACUGGUACAUCCAGGAAACGAUACCUUGGAAUAUGGUUCAACAACAUACAGACAGUGGUAUGGGUUGCUAAUAGAGACAAUCCACUCAAUGAUACAGAUGGUAUGCUAAAUUUUACAAGACAAGGAAAUCUUACUCUUCUGAACGGUUCUGGUCGUGUCAUUUGGUCCUCUAGUGCCAUCAGAAGUGUGCAAAAUCCAAUUGCUCAGCUUCUUGAUUCAGGCAAUCUUGUAGUUAGGGAUGCAAGUAAGAAUUACUUGUGGCAGAGUUUCGACUAUCCCGGUGACACAGCUUUACCUGGAGUUAAGGUUGGGAUCGAUCUUAAGACUGGUUUUCGUCGUUCCCUAUGGUCAUGGAAGAGCAGAACUGACCCCUCUAAGGGUGAGUUUAGUUUCAUAUUCGAUCCUCAAGGAUUUCCACAGCCAUUUCUCAUGAACGGUACCGUCGAACGCUUCAGGGGAGGAGCGUGGAAUGGUCAAAGCUUUGCUAAUUCACCAUCUCUGCUACCAAGUCCUGCUUAUAAAUAUAUAUUUGUAUUCGAUCCUGAGAAAGUAUACUUCACGUAUGAGCUCACAGACAGCUCUAUCAUUGCCAGGGUAGUGAUGCAACUGAAUGGUUUUCUAGAGUUUUCAAUAUGGAAUAAUCAAACUCAGAAUUGGGAUGCCUUUGGUAGCGCACCGGCAGACAACUGUGACAUUUAUGGUCAGUGUCACACAUAUGGUCUGUGCAACAGCGGCAAUUCUCCAAUCUGCAGAUGUUUGGAUAAAUUUGAACCCAAAGAUCCAACAGAUUGGGCAAGGGGAAAUUGGUCAGGAGGCUGUGUUAGAAAGGUACCAUUGAAUUGCCAAAAGAAAGUUAAAUUCUUCAAGUAUUCAGGCAUCAAGUUGCCAGACACUCGUUUUUCCUGGUAUGGUCAAGGAGUUACUCUUAAUGCAUGCGAGGAAUUGUGCCUGAGAAACUGCUCGUGUGUAGCCUAUGCAAAUCUAGACAUAACAGGGACAAACGGAAGCUGCUUGCUUUGGUUUGAUGAGCUGAUGGACAUCAGAGAGUUUGGUGCUAGUGGGCAAGAUAUCUAUAUAAAGUUGGACUCUUCUGAGAUAGGUACAGGAAACUCUAGUAGAGAGAAAUUAAAGAUCCUGAGAAUCAGCUUGCCGCUGGCAGCAUUAAGUCUUCUCUCAGCACUAUGCUUGAUCUUGUACAUGAGGCGAAAGAAGAAGAAGAAGAAGGAGGAGGAGGAUCAGAAUCAGCAAUGUUUUAGCGAAGGAAGAGGAACGAGAAGCUCUGAAAUGUUCAGAAUUAAUGAAAGCAAAGAUGACGAUCUUGAUUUACCAUUGUUUGAUUUUGCAACUAUCUUGGAAGCUACCAGUAACUUUUCGCUGAACAACAAGCUUGGAGAGGGUGGUUUUGGACCAGUUUACAAAGGGAUACUGAAAGAUGGACAAGAAAUUGCAGUCAAAAGACUUUCAAGAUACUCAGCGCAAGGAACUGAUGAGUUCAUGAAUGAGGUUAUCUUCAUAGCUAAACUCCAGCAUCGGAAUCUAGUGAAGCUUCUUGGUUGCUGUAUUCAAGCAGAAGAGAAAAUGUUGAUUUAUGAGUACAUGCCUAAUAAAAGCUUGGAUUGGUUCCUUUUUGAUAGAGAUCGGAGCUCACUGCUUGAUUGGACUAAGUGCAUCCAUAUUAUUAAUGGAAUUGCACGGGGACUUCUCUAUCUUCAUCAAGACUCAAGACUGCGGAUAAUCCAUAGAGAUCUUAAACCUAGCAAUGUUUUGCUAGAUAUUGAUAUGAACCCAAAGAUAUCCGACUUUGGCAUGGCAAGAAGUUUCGGAGGAAAUGAGACGGGAGCCAUGACAACUAGAGUGGUUGGGACAUAUGGUUACAUGUCUCCGGAGUACGCAGAAGAAGGAAUAUUUUCAGUGAAAUCAGAUGUAUUUAGCUUUGGAGUUCUAGUACUGGAGAUUUUAAGCGGGAAGAGAAAUAGAGGGUUCUUCCAUCCAGACCAUCACCAUAAUCUUCUAGGACAUGUGUGGAUCCUAUUCAAUGAAGGCAGGGUUUUGGAACUAAUAAAUGCACAUCUAAGGGAGUCGAGAAACCUGUCUGAAGUGCAAAGAUCAUUCCAUGUAGGUCUAUUGUGUGUGCAGCAAUGUCCAGACGAUAGGCCUAGCAUGUCAUCAGUUGUGUUGAUGUUGUCUAGUGAUGUUCCGUUGCCCUCGCCUAAAGACCCAGGUUUUUUUACUAGCAGAAGUCGAUUCGCUGAAACUGACAGUUCAUCUAGCAAGCUUGGUGAAUGUUCUGGAAAUGAAAUAAGCAUGACACUGUUGGAUGCUAGAUAGGAGAAAUAUGUUCAUAUCCUUAUUGUUUGCUUCUAAAGGCUUUAUUUAUUUAACUUCUUACUCCACAUAUCUCAACAGCUUCCAGUUGUUCGACCAAAUUGCUUUACUUCAACAAAAUCUUGUCAUGGCGCCCAAUAGCAAUGUGUUCUGUGUCCCGUUUUUAGUGCUGCUCUGAUUGGGACAUUGUUUAAAGGAAUUGAUCAAAUGUUAAAAAGUUCUUUCUCAGUCUA